Molecule: messenger RNA, 3991 nt
Organism: Phycodurus eques (leafy seadragon)
Lineage: Eukaryota; Metazoa; Chordata; Actinopteri; Syngnathiformes; Syngnathidae
Exons: 12
Coding region: 487-2046 (519 amino acids)
Biological process (GO): positive regulation of hippo signaling
Cellular component (GO): cytoplasmic side of apical plasma membrane; cytoskeleton
Source: RefSeq, a predicted model, not a curated record
UACUUACUGGGUUUUCAAAACGUGAAAUACAAUCACACCAUACAAUGAGGUUUGCAGUUAUGCAUACAGCCUGUUUAAAACUUUAUUUAAUCCAGUACAGUGCAUGUUUUACUUUUCAUGUUCGGUGAAUAAUAAAAGUAAAACUACUAGGGAUGUAACGAUAUCUACAGCUCACGGUUUGGUUAUAUCACGGUAUUAAUGUCACGGUUUGAUAAUUAUUGUGAUAUUGUGAGAAAGCUCACAAGUGGAGCCAAGACGCGAACGGGAUGCUUCGGCAGCAGCACGAGGAGAGCCGACUCAUGCGCCUUCCUGGUGGCAGCAGCCGCAAACCAGGAUGAGGGCUUCAAAAAGCGUUCCACUGGCAGCUGAUCCUGGCCCGUGAGUCUGCGUGUGCUGGGACGCCGGCGCGAACAACAAGACGUCUCUGGCCCACGAUUGAGAAGCAACACUGACAGGCGAAGUAACAAUGAGCACAUAUUUUUAGACAUGGAGGAGAAGUUGACCAAGUACUUACCCAAAGAAUGGAAGCAAGAGUCUGGAAAGGGUUUAGAGAAGAGAGCCUUUCCUUUAGUGCUCUGCGUUAAAGUGCAGUACUAUGUUGAAAAUGGCAGACUUAUUAGUGAACGCAAGGCACGCCAUCUGUACUACUCUGACCUGCGCGAGCGGGUGUUGCGCUCGGAAUGCCGUCAACAGGAGGAGGUGUACUUCCAGCUAGCAGGUUACGCCAUGCAGGCGGACCUCGGUGACCACCAGCUGCUUAGGGAGGGGGAAGAGAGUUCCCCUUACUUCCAACCUAAGGAGUACUUUCCUCCAUGGAUAAUAGCGAAGCGGGGACUGAACUAUCUCCUCUGCCAUGGCCCCAAAGUGCACCAGGACCUGUGGGGCAUGUCAGCUCGUGAUGCCAUCCUCCUCUUCAUCAGAGAGUCAUGUCGACUGGAGGAUGUACCAGUCAGAUUUUACAGACUGCAAAAGGACAAGAAGCAAGAGAGGGGAACGGCGGUACUCGGCCUGACCCUGAGAGGAAUGCAGGUUUAUCAGGAGGCAAACAACAUCAGACAGCUGCUGUAUGACUUCCCCUGGUCCAAUGUGGGACGACUCACCUUCCUGGGAAAGAAAUUUGAGAUCCAACCGGAUGGUUUGCCAUCAGCCAGGAAGCUUGUUUACUACACGGGAUCGUCAUUCCGCUCUCGACACCUCCUCUUGCACCUGAGCCGCAGUCAUCGCAUCUACCUCAGCCUCCAGCCUGCCCUCAAGCACCUCCGCCAGCUGGAGGAUAGCGAAGAAAAAAAACGUUACAGAGAGUCUUACAUCAGUGAUGAUCUGGACUUGGACCCACCAGGCAGCGAGAGCAGCCCGGGUUUGUCCCGUAUCUCCACCAGCAGCUCAGGCAUAGAAGCUGACGCCCGCCAACACAGCAUCUCCACAGAGAUCACCUCCAUGGAGGAGGAAUCAGAACGGAAAGCAGAGAAGUGUUCCUGCUCCACAGCCAGCCAAGUCAGCUCCUCUACGUCUGGCAUCGGCAGCGGCAGGAAAGCUCAUACGAAGGAUCAGGUGUGGCAAGAGGAAGAAAUGAAGGCCGAUGUAAGACAGGAAGUUCUAGCGGAUUAUCCAGCUGAAAUGUUCCAGCUGGCUGAUCUUCUCGAUGGUGUGUCCGUGGAUUGCACACUCUCCUCAGAGACAAAAUCGCCAGAGAACAAAGUGUGGCUCUCAGACAACAAUGAACAUCUCCUAAAUGUCGCUAGCACAAGUAUACAGGAUGUGGAAACUAGAUCGCAUGCUUGUGUGGACCGGCACAGCCACAGCCUUGACGAUGUUAGUUUGUUCCCACCUCAGGCACCCCUGGGGACCACACUGCCAGCGGAUUCCUCACACAGCUACACUUUCGGCCUCUCAGACACCUCAGCAGACACAAAGACGCCUGUUGUUCCCGACUAUUACCCUUUCUUGCACUGCCAAGCCAAACCUUCCUUCUACGGUCGCAGGUCUACCAACUGCCUGUCACUGGACCUGCUAGCAGACGAACAGUUCCUGGAGUUCAUUCUGUGAACAAACACAGAGGUCCUCAUAUUUGCCUCAUUUGUGUGAUGAAGGUUGUCUACAGAAUCUGUUUGUUUUUAAUGUGGCCUAGGUGACAAGUGGAGACCUUAUUUUUGUGUGUUUAUUUUCCUCCUACAAUUCUGUGGAGGAGGUCCCAGUUUGUUUUACCAGAAACAUUUCUUUGUCAGUGACAUAUUUAUUGAUUUUUCUAUGUUUUGUACAUACUACUUGCAUUUCAUGACAUUUCAGCUUAUCCAUGCAAAGAUAUUUGAUCAAGGCAAAUGUAUUUUGUUUUGUGUGCCAGCAAUUUCUUGAAAGGUUAUUAAGGGCAAAAUACGUUUUUGUUAUACUCACUUGGAUAUUCAUCAGAUGGAAUCUCCAUUAAUCUGUUAACUGUAAGAAUAUUUAAAAUGAUCUUGUUAUAUGCCGAAAACAUUCAUAACCACAGUGCCAAUGAUAAUUUUCCUCAGUAUCUUGUUUUCUUUUUUUUUUUUUUUUAUAUUUUACACUAUUUUUCUACAGUGUGCUUGGUCAUCCCUUUCCUAUUAUUCUGCCUCAGCAAAUGUAGCUACUGGUGUGGAAAAUGAAACUUCUUUACAGCUUGUAAACCAUUCAUCCAAAGUGUCCACAUGCUUAAACUCUUUUACUAUUUUCAUAAUUACAACAGAACUAUUUGGAAAGUUCUACUUCUGUAAUUGUGACAUUUAUAAUCAAUCUGCAGUAUUUUUCUAUUAUGUAACCUCCAAACAAAGAGCCUUUCUGUCAAGCUAUAUUUCCCCCAGAGAUAUUUUCACUGUUUUGUAAAUGCUAAUUAGUAUGCAAAAGAAGAACUUAAACCAGCAUGAGCUCACUGAGAAGGAAUGCCAGUGAUUAAACACUUUAACUCAAUUCUGAUAAUGUGUUACCAACCUGCAGGUUAUGACCAAUGCGCUUGCAUUUUUAUCUAAAGCACAGUUUUUUAUUAUUAUUGAAAAAAUAAAUUUUACUCUGUGAAAUGUUCUAUAAUAUGAUGCACAUGGAGGCAGAGUAUACUGUAUAAACAGAAGAAUGCACAUUCCUGUAGCUGGCCUUUAAUCUUUUUCACGAGACUUGUUGACCUACUGACCUAACUGGGAUACCAUCCUUAUCCCUCGUGGACUGCUUUGGUCAUGUGACAGCUGUAAUAAUGGGAGAGGUCUGCCUGGAAGCUUUUUCUUCCAGACGGUCUUCCUGGGAGAGAACUUUCCAGAUAAGCUUUUGUUAUUAAAUACCCACACUGUUGAUUAGUUCUCAAGUUCUUUCAGAUAAAUUACGAAGACUGAUACAUUAUACACUGCUCACAAAAUGUUAGCGAUACAUGACUUGCAGUUGAAAUUUCAAGGUGAACCUAAAAUGCACGAUAACCUUUACAGGUAAACUUAAUUAGACCUCUAAACAUUUGCAUACAUGUUUCCAGUUGUUCAGUGUUUAGUGCUUUUCGCACAACUUGAUGAAUAAUAUUUUGUAUUUAAACAGUCCUUUUCAUUGUGCAGUUUAUAUUUUGACAACAUGAGACCAAGACAACGCCUAACAAUUGAUCAACAGUACCUUGACAUUGUGAAGUUUCCAACAGGAUGCUCUCACAGGGGAUUAGCCACUGAAUUUAUAGUGUCACAGUGUGAUAAGCAGAUUUAAACAGAGACUGCAAGAGUCACAGAAAGGCAGAGAAGUGGAUGUCCUCAGAAAUGUAUUAACCGAUUCAUGAAUUAAAAAUCUAUUGGGAUUUUACCAAUAAAUUGGUAGAGAACAGCAAGUUGUGCAAAAAGUACUGAAACAUUGAACAGUUAGACAUUUGCAUUCAUUCGAUGGUUUAGAGAAGGUCAAAUUAAGUUUGUCUGUAAAGGUUAUAGUGUAUUUUAGGUGCCUUCUCAAAUUUGAGCCAAAAGCCAUAUCUCUUAACAUUUUGUGAAAAAUAUCAGUAUGAUGCGGUGUACAC